UGAACCUCCAAGAGCUCCAAAAAGUCAAUCGUGAGACAUCACCAAAUUCCCAAUGGCGCUUCCGGCAGAUCUUGCGGCACGCUCAGCGCUGUCGAGAGUGUGUUCACACUGCUCAGUCUCUUUCAGGAGACAAGCCGGAGCCAGGUUACCCAAUGGCCUUUUUCAGGCCUCACAACGACAGCAGCAACAACGCUCCGUCCAUAGCAAAUGCCCCCCUCCACGAGCUGCCGUCGAUAGCAAUGUCCCCAAGCCUGCUCCAACCUCCGUUACGAAGCGCUUCUCUUCUGGCUUUGCCUUUGGAUCCAGUGCGCCCGCACCCACCAAGACCGAGAAGAAAAGAGUUCUGGAAGCCGAUGACCUCUUCCACUCGUUCACCAACUCUCCCAUUCCCGAGAUCCGGAAAAGAGCGGCUUUCAUGAGGCAGUAUGCCCGCUGCAACCACCCCGACCACCAGCCCCAUGGGAAUCUGGCACCUGCCCAUGUCGACUUCGAAUGUCCUGACUGUGGUAUUCCAGUGUCCUGCUCCAAGGAGCACUGGGCUGACGACUAUGAGAAGCACCUGGAAAUAUGCGAUACACUGAGGCAAAUCAACGAGGACGACCACGAUCUGCGGUCCGGCCGCUUUUUCCCCGAGUUCGAAUAUGCUGGGCCACAAAUAGACGAAGCUCUAAUCAACAUGACCAACUGGGAUACCUUUUUAUAUACCCGCUCCUUCCUCGCCAUUGAUGAUGAUAGGAGCAUGAGACAGGCCACGAGGUUACUCACUUAUCCCGUCACGAUUGCCAGCGUGCUUCAUGAGCUUAGUCCAUACAAUCUCAAAUCUGGAGGAAGGCUGACUGCAGAGGGUCUGAAGAGCUUCAGCGCUCUUCGAUACACUCUUCACCCACCUAAAAACGGCGGUGGCAUGGACAUCAAGGGCCUUCGGGUAGAGGCCCCACCUGUUCGUCUGUUCAUUCUCGGUGCCCGGGCCGAGUCGUCUCUUCCUCGAGAUGUUUGGGUGCAACUCGCACAUGUGUUCCCGGGCUCCCGCAUUCACCUGAUCUUUAUUGGCCCUGAGAGCAUGACGAACCGAGACAACGAGUUCCCGCUGCCCCCUCGGACUGCCACCAACCCCUUCGGUGCCAUCGUCGAGGACCGAGUCUGGCCUACCAUGAAGAUCAGCACCAUCGUGGACUACUACCACACCCUCCACAAGACCGGUCACUUCUACCCUUACGACCCCUACUUUGACUGCUUCGUCAUGUUUCACCCCGGUCUGGGUCACCCAGCAAGCUCCCAUGAGUGGGUAGAGACGCUUCCCAUGCUUCUGGAAACCAAGGCCCCCAUCAUUGUCACUGGCUACACGCAGGAGGAUAUGGAGCGCGAUGUUGCGUGGGUCAACAAGACAGCUCAUGGUGAAUUCGACAUGCUUUUGGAGCCUGGUGAGAACCGGUUCCGCAGUCUUCGGUGGGAUUUGAACGAUCUUGAUCCCCAGGACGUCAGUGCCGGCAACUGGGGCGUCUGGGCAUUCAGAGGCAAGAGAUAUGAAACCACCCGCAAAGAUUCCGAAUAA
Molecule: messenger RNA, 1552 nt
Organism: Podospora pseudocomata
Lineage: Eukaryota; Fungi; Ascomycota; Sordariomycetes; Sordariales; Podosporaceae
Gene: MSS51
Product: translational activator for mitochondrial COX1
Exons: 3
Coding region: 53-1552 (499 amino acids)
Biological process (GO): mitochondrial respiratory chain complex IV assembly
Source: RefSeq, a predicted model, not a curated record